Messenger RNA from Anolis carolinensis (green anole), 1068 nucleotides. RefSeq names its product chemokine-like protein TAFA-1. The transcript is spliced from 4 exons. Gene Ontology annotation, biological process: regulation of neuroblast proliferation; neuroblast differentiation. Bases 147 to 854 code for a protein of 235 amino acids. NCBI's taxonomy places the organism in Eukaryota, Metazoa, Chordata, Lepidosauria, Squamata, Anolidae. The record is from RefSeq and is a predicted model, not a curated record. Gene Ontology annotation, molecular function: receptor ligand activity.
UGCAACAUGCUUUAGUUGAAGAGCUAUCCGCACUAAAGAAAUUGCAAAUCAGAUUGAUAUACAGUCUAAACAUCCCUUAUCAAGGAUCCCAAAAUUUGAAAUACUCCAAAAAACCAAAAUUGUCUUUAUUGUAUCUGUUUUAGAAAAUGGAUGUCACGCUCAGAGCCAAUGAGUCCUGCCAACUUUUCUUUAGAACCAGUUUGAACCCAGUAAAAUUAUAUAUCACAGGUUACAAGGGGUUGUUUCCCUUCCAAAUAAAAUUGAGGAAAACCUUAUGUCCAAUCCCCGCAAAAAACUGGUCAAAGCAAAUCAAUUCAAGAAGUUCUACAAGAGAUCAUAAGCACAAGGUGUUUUUUUAUAUAUAUCUUCUCUCCUUGAUGCAUUUUUCCUUCUUUUAUGUUCUCCUCUGCAGAUCUAUCACAAUGUGCCAAUCUGCUCUGAUAAUUUGGAUUUUUUAUGUCACUCUGCUGUGCCAAGGUAUCUGUGGUCAGCAGGUUCCCAUUCACAGUCAACAUCAUCAUCAUGAACAGUAUUGGUACCAGACCGCAGUGGAUCAAAUCCCAGUAAUCAGCGGAGGUACCUGCAAGGUGAUUGCUGUUCGCCGCUGUUGUAACCACAAUCACAUUGAAGAACGGUCGCAAACCAUCCAGUGUUCCUGCCUCCCAGGGAAAGUGGCCGGGACAACCCGGGGCAAACCAUCUUGUGUGGAUACCUCCAUUGUGACAGGAAAGUGGUGGUGCGACAUGGAGCCCUGCCUGGAUGGAGAAGAGUGCAAAGCUUUGCCCGACAACUCAGGAUGGAUGUGCUCUGUUGGGAACCGUGUCAAAACUACCAAGAUCCACCCCAGAUACUGAUGAAGUCUGCAACUUAAAAAAAUGUCUUCUAAGCGUUGAAGAUGGAUAUUUGAUGAUGGCCAAAGACUCUGCUAUGGACACUAGCUGGAAAUGAACAUAACUCUCAUUAUAGCCCAUUGAUAAGGCAAAAACACAAUGGGAAACAGGAGGAACCUACCUUGUUGCUGUAUGACUAUGGAAAAGAUCAAGUAAACUUGAGAGAUUGGAAGCCGUC